This is a messenger RNA of Sorghum bicolor (sorghum), 691 nucleotides long. RefSeq lists its product as uncharacterized. NCBI's taxonomy places the organism in Eukaryota, Viridiplantae, Streptophyta, Magnoliopsida, Poales, Poaceae. The transcript has 3 exons. The coding region runs from base 1 to 495 and encodes 164 amino acids. The record is from RefSeq and is a predicted model, not a curated record.
AUGCGACUAGGGGCAGGCCCACCUUCGAGUGGAACGGUGGCGCUCUUGCCUGGGCCCUGGGGUCCACGACUUCCUGCCCCACAACCUCGUUCGCGUGAGGCCGUGAGGAGCGGGGCGGCGGGGCUGGAUGAGGAGGACGGAGAUGAUGCGGCUCGGAGGCGCACCGCCUCUGGGCGUCUGGAGGCUGCGGCGGAUAGGGCGCGAAGCCGGGCGGGGCCGCCGUCGCUGCCGGCGCGAUGCGCAGGCUUCGGAAUCCCUUUCUCCCUCUUAUCCCCAAGGCGAGGAACGGAGCGGAGGGCGCAAUCUCCAUCUCCCCACACCAUCGCAUCUCACUUGGCCAUUAUUGCAACGAUGAUGAGAUGUGAAGAGAUGCAGGAAGAGCAGUACCCAAUCCUACUCAGCCCUUACGUUAACUCUUCCUCUACCUUGCUCUCAAGUUCAGUUCUUGUAGAGGAUCACAUUCCCUCUCCUUUUCUUCUGACCAAGGAAAUAUAAGCAAAUAACCAUGGAGAAUUCUUCCACUGGACUCAAAAACCAAGAAACGAUGCGAUAACCAGAGAUACAAGUAAAGGUAAAUAUAUUCUAUGAUGUUGUCUGUACUUAUACUAAUAUUAUUAUUACGGCAGCAGUCAUUGUAUAUUUACCUAAUGAUAUAUUUCAAUAUACUCACCUGGUCGAUUCCAUGUUUCUA